Condylura cristata (star-nosed mole) is the source of this 1854-nucleotide messenger RNA. RefSeq lists its product as uncharacterized. The transcript is spliced from 13 exons. The coding region runs from base 1 to 1854 and encodes 617 amino acids. The record is from RefSeq and is a predicted model, not a curated record. NCBI's taxonomy places the organism in Eukaryota, Metazoa, Chordata, Mammalia, Eulipotyphla, Talpidae.
AUGGGCCGCGUCUAUGCCACGCCAGACACAGGGCCGCGUCUGUCCCACGCUGGGCACGGGGACCCACGUCUAUACCACGCCAGACACGAGGGCAGCGUCUAUGCCACGCCAGACACAGGGCCACGUGUGCCCCAUGCCGGGCAUGGGGGCCAUGUCUAUGCCACGCCAGACACGAGGGCAGUGCCCAUGGCGCCCGCUAGCACCCAUGGGUCCAACCGCCGUGUUACACACCGCAAGUCCACGCCCCUCGUGUCCACACCCUUCACGGAAGCUGGACAGAGCGUCCUGGGACGGGCGACGAUGUCCCGAAUGUGUUCAGCUGAGGGCUGCCCAGGAGGCCUGGACGGGAGCUCAGAGCGCCUCGGCCUGGACUUGGAGGCCCUGCAGGGGGGCGCGUACCUCCGGGACCUUGGCCUGGCGCCGCCUCCCCUCAGCCAGCCCGGGGAAACCGAGGCCCGCAGCGUACCCAGAAAAGAAGCCGGAGGCGAUUCCGUUUUCUCCGGGGAGACAAGCCCCCAGCACCUGCUUCGGAGGUGCAGCUGGGAGAGGUCGCGGAGCUGCUCGGGGAGCUGCUGCAGGCUCAGCCUCGAUGCCGCCGCCGCGGGCGAGGGGUCCUGUCUCCCUCGGACACUGGCCAGCCUCACUCUGAACCUGCCAGAGGCAGGCCCGCAGACCUGGACCCGCCAGUGUCUUCCUGGGGAAGGGAGCCCAGCAGAUCACCCAGGCAAGGAAGGCGACAGCCCUGAGAAACUAGUGAGGUCGCAGUCGGUUCCCGCGUCCUUCGAGGAGGUCAGCACCCCCAAGGUUGCCCUGGCUGUGGGCGCGCACGCCCCGGUUGUUCAAGGCCCGGAGCCCCUGGUGCUGGAGUGCGUGGAGCGGGACCACGGGGAGCCACACCGCGUGCUGAUUGUCCAGCAGGUGCUGCAAGAACUUCGACAGUACCAUGGCGCCCGGCAGAGGGCUCAUUUGUCCGCCAGCCCCGGAGGAGCCCACUCGGACCUCACGUGGUUUGAGUUCCUGUCCGAGAGCGAAGACGGGCCCGGCCGGAGCGAGCGCGGCAGCGACAGGGGGGCCGGGGUGAAGCGCAGACUCAGCUACCUCCGCAGCCGCGUCACCAAGCAGCGAGAGAAGGGCAAGAGCGCGGUGCCGGGGAAGGACCGGGCCCCGGAGGCCCGGGACCGGAAGGAGUGUGCCGCCGGGCACCAGCUGCUGUGCGGGAGCCUCCCCGGCCGACCCAGCUGCCCCCUGUGCGGCCAGUGCUUCCUGGACUCCGGAGGACACCCGUUCCAUGGCCCCAGGGGCCUGCCACAGGACCACUCCCCUGGCAUCCCGCCCGCAACAGCCCGGCCCCGUGGUACCGGGCUACGUCUGCAGCGCGCAGACGUGGCCCCGCGGCAGCUCCGCAGGAGCACGGCAAGAUGUGCACCUGGUCACGGCGGCGCACCCCGCCCGGGGAGCUGCUGCUACCUGGGGCCGGGUCCCAGGGCUGUGGAGCGCCAGGGCGCCGGGGUGUGGAACAGCACCCCGCUGGCCUCCGGGAGCACCCCUCCGGGCAAUCACGAAGCCAAACAUGGCUCCGGCAGAGGCAGCGAGCGCCACAGCCCCAGCCAGCAGCAGGCAGCUCAGGGCCACGCGGCAGCUUUUGCUCUUCUUUCCCCCGGCUCCACGGGGGCGCAGGACGACAGGCCGGCCGCCUUCCUGCGCGGCCCGAGCACCGCUCCCCGGGCGCUCUCACGCUUUCCCUCGGCCCCGGCCUCUGAGACCGGCGCGUGUCGCCUGCCACGGGCAGGCAGCCCGGGCCCGGGGGACAGUGCCGGGCGGGGUGGCAGCGUCAGGACGGGGCGCAGAGCCUGA